UAUGAAGGGUGCCAGUACUUUUGGAGUUGAACCGUUACCAAACGGCGGCCCCUACUGACGACCACCAUGUUUAAUAAGAGGAUAAACACCAUGGCGGCCACCACAAGCUAAGCAUCUUCGAAGUGUACAUUCUCUUCACACUUUACAAACUUCAUGGCUUCACCUGUGAGGCGAGACAGGAUUUCUUUCCCCCGCUGAAGAUGUUCUGACUCGCUUUGCUGCUGAACCGGAUGUGUUUAUUUAUUUAACAAACGAUGAUAUUGUUCCAGAAUUCGGUUCUCGGUAUAGAAUAACAUCGCCUCACACUGAUCUGUCUCGGCUGCUAAAUGUUUUUGCUUCUGCGCGUCAUUUUCCUGUCAACUGUUGUGAAAUCUGUGCAAGGUGCUAUGUUGUUAGCCACUUAGCUAACCAGCUAACAACAGCCUUCGCUUCCGUGUUGCCAUCAAACCGGAAGUGUGAAAAGCUACAAAUUGGGGCAUGGCGACGGUGUCAGUCAGGGGUGUGUAUUUCAUCCUCACGCUCUUCCUGAGCAGUUUUUUUGGCAGCGUGUUCAUGUUGGGUCCGGUGCUGCCCGUCAUGCUGCUGUCUCCAGCCUGGUACCGUUGGCUUACGGACCGCAUCGUGGCCACCUGGCUCACCCUGCCUGUGGCUCUGUUGGAGCUCGUGUUCGGGGUGAAGGUGAUCAUCACGGGUGACGGGUUUGUUCCCAGCGAGCGCAGUGUGAUCAUCAUGAACCACCGCACACGCCUGGACUGGAUGUUCCUCUGGUGCUGCCUGCUGAGGCACAGCUACCUCCGUCUGGAGAAGAUCUGCCUUAAAGCAGCUCUCAAAGCCGUGCCUGGUUUUGGCUGGGCGAUGCAGGUGGCUUCAUUCAUCUUCAUCCAUCGCAAGUGGGAGGAGGAUCAGAAUCACCUGACCAAUAUGCUGGAGUAUUUCUGUGAUAUCAGGCAACCGCUGCAACUCCUGCUUUUUCCUGAGGGCACUGACCUCACCGAGAACACUCGCGCCAGAAGUGACGAGUAUGCGGAGAAGAACGGCCUGCCGAAAUACGAGUACGUCCUGCACCCGCGCACCACCGGCUUCACCUUCAUCGUGGAACAACUCCGCAAAGGGGACAAUCUGGAUGCACUGCACGACAUCACCGUAGCGUAUCCGCACAGCGCCCCUCAGACGGAGCGCCACCUGCUGGCUGGGACCUUCCCACACCAGAUCCACUUCCACGUGUGCCGCUACCCAGCGUCCUCUCUGCCUGAGGAGACUGCCGCCCUCCAGGCCUGGUGCCAGGAGCGUUGGGCGGAGAAAGAGGAGCGCCUGCGCUCGUUUUACAUCUCUCAGCACUUCGACGAAGCCGACGCCCGAAUACCGCCGUGCAAGAGCGAGCUGAGAGUGGCGCUGAUCAAAGCCGCAUCGCUGUGCUACUGGAACGCCUUCAUCGCCUUGUCCUUUCUGGGACUCUGGCUCUGGACGCCGUUGCUCGUCUACUUCCUGCUGGUGGUGAUCUUCUUCCUGGUUCAGCAAAAGGUGAUGGGCGGGGUUGAGCUGAUUGAGCUGUCGUGUCAUCAACGCCUGAAAAGAACGAAUGACGGACCAGGCAGAAAGAAAGACUGAGAGGUCUGUUUGGUCUCUCGUUCUGGCAAACUGAGCAGGAAGUGGAGCCCCCUUCUGGACCCGGGUGUGUACUGCAAAGUGAGCACAACAGCGAGGAAGGGAAGUGUCUGUGAUUCCUAGCUUCCUGAAACAUGACAAACUUAAUCUUCAGUGCUGGAAAUACAGCAUUUUACAAAUUUCACUGUGUAUGAGGAAGUGCGCGCGUGCAUUUUUAUCCACUUAAGCUCCACCCACAUUUUCUCAUGUAUCAGCAUUUAAUUGUACGUGUUCAUAUUUAUCUGUAUUUAAAGGCUGUGGUUCUCGCAAGUUUUUUUUUUUUUUUUUCCCUGCAGCUCUGUAAAAAAAAAAAAUUAUUUUAGUAAUUUUAAUUUUAUUUUAUUUAUUAGUUUUAUAAUUACAGACUCAUAGCACUUAGCUGGCACUGAUAUUCUCCUGUUUUACCUGAUGUAGCCAGGCAUCUCGCCAAGCAAUUAUAGGGGAAGGGGGGGGGGAAAACAGAAAAAAAGACUGCUGGUUGUCAGACGGAUGGAUAUGUUGAAAGAAUUGAAUCGAAAUCGAAUGUAAAAUCGAUGCUUAUCUCCGGCUGCGUCCCAAAGGGCAAGCUUAAACAGUGGAGGGUGCACGGCUUUAAACGCUUUUCGCAUGAGGAAAAACCAAAAGUUGGAUUUUGGAGAAGAAACGGGGAAUUUUGAGAUCGACGAGCAUGAGGUUUCAGAAAUUUGCUGUGAUGAACAGCGCGCAAGACGGCUUUAUAUAUUCAAACUGCCUUAAACAUUGUAUAAGCUGGUUGCUAUUGAAAAAAAUAAAUAUAUACACACAGUACCAAUAUAAACGUAUAUCAGUCCAGGUUUUACUCUUAUGCUUUGGAAAUAUUUGGAACUACAGACAGCUGUGGAGUUGCAUGUUGUUGAUUUUUUUUGAAAUUUUCAAGACGUUUCAAAAUUCAGGGCGGAAAAGGCUCCGUCCCAAAUGACCCUCGUUUUCUGUUUCUGCAUGACGUCAGGCUUGGGAUGUGGGAUCUUGGACCCGAUCGAUGCGUUACGAACGUAUAGAAUGUAUAUCGCCUCACUGACCAUACCGGUAAGUAGUGCACUAAAUAUCCAGGAAGGAACCUCAGGAACAAAUUGAUGCUCUUUACUCUUUAUAUUGGACGUUAACCAAUCAGGAGUCCACUACGUAGGGUGUGAAGUAAUGGCGUUUCCAUUCUGUGUGGAGUAGAUAGGUUGGCAUUUCAUUGUUUAUAACUGCAUCCUAAAUCCUACAUCCUAACGAGCGCCCUUACGAAUGAGUUAAUGAGAUUUAAGCCAAGCAUUCGGCGUGCAGAGGAACUGCGUGUCGCCAUUUGGGAUGGAACCAUUUUCUAGCGACUGCAUAGUGAACUACAACCCCUGGCAAAAAGUAUGGAAUCACCAGUCUUGGAUGAGCACUCAUUCAGACGUUUUAUU
Molecule: messenger RNA, 3053 nt
Organism: Neoarius graeffei (lesser salmon catfish)
Lineage: Eukaryota; Metazoa; Chordata; Actinopteri; Siluriformes; Ariidae
Gene: lclat1
Product: lysocardiolipin acyltransferase 1
Exons: 6
Coding region: 478-1608 (376 amino acids)
Cellular component (GO): endomembrane system
Molecular function (GO): acyltransferase activity
Source: RefSeq, a predicted model, not a curated record